AUGGAUCUUUAUGAUCAAAAUAAGUUCAGUGAACAUUUCAAAAAUAUUUCCAUCAAUCUCACAAACCAUGUAUCUCUCUCUGACAUCUCUUCAGAUAACCUCAUUGCCACCUCUGUCAUUGGGAUCCUGCUGUCUUUGAUGUGCGUCAUCGGAGUGGUUGGAAACUUUUAUACAUUAGUGGUAAUGUGCAUCUCCAUGACCACAGCCACAUCAAUGUACAUCCACAUAGUCAACCUGGCGUUGGCGGAUCUCCUGUACCUUUCCACUAUCCCAUUCAUUGUUCACAAUAGCUUUGUAAAGGACUGGUACUUUGGAGAAAUUGGCUGCAGGGUCCUGUUGAGUUUGGACCUUUUGACCAUGCAUGCCAGCAUUUUCAUCUUAACCGUAAUGAGCACAGAGCGGUACAUGGCUGUGGCUAAGCCUUUCGAUACCGUGAGAAGGUCAAGAAGCUACAGAAAAACCCUAGCAUGUGCCAUCUGGAUCUUGUCCUUUCUUCUGACUUUACCCAUGAUGCUCAUGAUACAUCAGGAAGAACGGACAUUAGACAAUGGAAGCGUCCGAAAACUAUGCACACCCACAUGGAGCGAUGAACAUUAUAAAGUCUACCUGACCGUGUUGUUGACUACUAGCAUCCUUGCUCCGGGGGUUAUCAUUGGCUAUUUGUACAUUAAACUGGCAAGAGCCUACUGGAUCUCACAGACUAAAAGUCUCCUAAAUAAGGAGCUUCAAAGGUCUCCAAAGCAAAAAGUUAUACUGAUGAUCUUCAUCAUUGUGCUAGCAUUUUGGGCCUGCUUUCUCCCAUUUUGGAUCUGGCAGUUGAUACCCCUCUACAGCCACGGGGGGUUGAAGGUAUCUUUUCAGACAGAAAUCUACAUCAACAAUCUAGUUACAUGUCUCACCUACGGCAACAGCUGCAUCAAUCCCUUCUUGUACACUUUGCUUACCAAAAAUUACAAAGAGUAUAUCCGCAACAGGCAAAAAGGAGGACAUGGAUCUCUUAGUCUGAAGAGUGGAGCAGGAUAUCCUGAAAAUUGUGCAAAAAGAACUGUGUCGGGUGGGAGUCAGCAGUGCACAGAGACUAUAAUAGUAAGCACCGCCAAGGUAUAG
Bufo bufo (common toad) is the source of this 1107-nucleotide messenger RNA. RefSeq names its product urotensin-2 receptor-like. Gene Ontology annotation, cellular component: membrane. Bases 1 to 1107 code for a protein of 368 amino acids. Gene Ontology annotation, molecular function: urotensin II receptor activity. The record is from RefSeq and is a predicted model, not a curated record. NCBI's taxonomy places the organism in Eukaryota, Metazoa, Chordata, Amphibia, Anura, Bufonidae. Gene Ontology annotation, biological process: regulation of blood pressure; blood vessel diameter maintenance; neuropeptide signaling pathway. The transcript has a single exon.